AUGAUAGCUAAAAGAGACAUUAUUAACUAUUUUAUCUUGUAUUCUAUUUUUAAUGUGGUAUCAGUUAAUACAAUUUCUUUAAGCACAUUGAAGCCACAUCCUGACGAGGUUACUGAAUUACCUGGCCUUACCGCGACGCUCAAUUUCAAGCACUACUCAGGUUACUUAAAUGGUCUGCCAAAUCAUCGGUUGCAUUAUUGGUUUUUUGAAUCGGCUAAUAAUCCGGCUACCGAUCCAUUAUUACUAUGGCUGAAUGGUGGUCCAGGCUGUAGUUCGCUAGAUGGAUUAUUCGCUGAGCAUGGCCCAUUUUUCGUUAAACCUGAUCUUUCGCUGGGUCUACGUCAAAAAUCAUGGAAUCAUUUCGCUAACAUUAUUUACCUAGAAUCGCCGGUAGGUGUUGGCUUCUCAUAUAGUCGAAAUGAUAAUAUUUCAGAAUCAUUGAAUGAUAACGUAGUAGCCAACGAAAAUUAUGCAGCUAUCAAGUCAUUUUUUAAUAAAUUUCCUAGUUAUCGUCGGCAUCCUUUCUACAUUGCAGGUGAAAGCUACGCAGGAGUUUAUUUGCCAACAUUAGCUUUACGCUUGAAGAAUGAUUUGUCAAUCAAUUUGAAAGGUUUAGUUAUUGGCAAUGGUCUCCAUGAUAUGAAUUCGAACUUCAAUUCCAUUUUGUACUAUGCACGUUAUCAUGGACUAUUGGAUCAUACUCUAUGGUUGCAAUUACAACGAACCUGCUGUCAGAAUGGUCAAAUAGCGGAUAAUCAAUGCCAUUUCUUUCAGUCACAUCAAAGCGAUUGCUUGAAAUAUACAAAACGAGCUUACAAUAUCAUUUUUACACAAGGCCUGAAUAUGUACGAUGUCUCUCGCGACUGUCAAAAUUCAAGCUCGAUGAACAUUCGACAACAUGCCAAUAUUUUGACUCUUGCUCGAAAGCAAAUUAGUUAUGCUGUACCACCGUGUAUGGAUAAUAGUUUAAUUGCGGCCUAUUUAAAUCUGGCGCGUGUACAGAAGGCAAUCCAUACUCCAAUUGGGCAAGCUAUCCAAUGGACUGUGUGUAAUUUAACAAUAAGAACCAAUUAUGAUUCUAUUUACCCAUCUCCAAUCCUGUUGUAUAAGCAGUUGUUACCUAAAUAUAAGGUACUUAUUUAUAAUGGUGAUGAAGAUAUGAUAUGUAAUUUUCUCGGAGCUCAGUGGGCAAUUCAACUUUUAAACAUGCCCUUAUCCGGAGAAUAUCAGCCGUGGCGAAUUCGAAAAGAGAAUGGACUACAAAUAGCAGGUUUUACUGCUCAAUAUGAUAGGAAUUUAUACUUUGUGACUGUUAAAGGAGCCGGCCAUAUGGUACCAGAAUCGCAACCUCAUGCGGCUUACAUAAUGAUGAAAAAUUAUCUGGAUGGAAAAAACCCUAAGGAUUGGCACUAA
Messenger RNA from Trichoplax adhaerens, 1413 nucleotides. RefSeq lists its product as uncharacterized. Gene Ontology annotation, molecular function: serine-type carboxypeptidase activity. NCBI's taxonomy places the organism in Eukaryota, Metazoa, Placozoa, Uniplacotomia, Trichoplacea, Trichoplacidae. The coding region runs from base 1 to 1413 and encodes 470 amino acids. Gene Ontology annotation, biological process: proteolysis. The record is from RefSeq and is a predicted model, not a curated record. The transcript has a single exon.